Messenger RNA from Suillus subalutaceus, 537 nucleotides. RefSeq names its product signal peptidase 22 kDa subunit. The transcript is spliced from 5 exons. NCBI's taxonomy places the organism in Eukaryota, Fungi, Basidiomycota, Agaricomycetes, Boletales, Suillaceae. Gene Ontology annotation, biological process: protein targeting to ER. Bases 1 to 537 code for a protein of 178 amino acids. The record is from RefSeq and is a predicted model, not a curated record. Gene Ontology annotation, cellular component: membrane; signal peptidase complex.
AUGCAUAGCAUUUACGCUCGAGUAAAUAGCAUAUCUGCCUUUUGGUCGACAUGUGUUAUGUGUUUGCUUGGGGCCGUAGCUCUCUCCUCCUUCCUCUUCAAUGCGGAUCCCAAGGGUAACCUGGAUAUUGUCUCUUUGAAGGUGUUCCACUCCAAAACGAGACGCUAUCCAUUCAGAAACGAGGAAGUUGGUUUUGUUAAAUUUAACCUAUCGGCCGACCUUACGCCACUUUUUAACUGGAACACGAAACAGUUAUUCGUGUACCUUGAGGCAGAGUACACAAACGCACAAGGAAUCAACAACACCGUUGUUGUUUGGGAUCGCAUUGUGCGGAGAAAAGAGGACGCUACGAUCGACGUUGUACAGAAAGACAAGUACAGACUUCGCGACCUGUCGGGUUCUUUCAGCAACGUACUUUCCGCUCAAUAUUCCCUCAAAUAUAAUGUCAUGCCGUAUGUCGGCGUGCUCAGUUAUGGAGAAGCUGCCCGCACAGUGGAGCCUAUCGACUUUCCUGAGGCCCGAGAUGCCGUAUCAUGA